Messenger RNA from Ricinus communis (castor bean), 1443 nucleotides. RefSeq names its product endonuclease 4. Gene Ontology annotation, molecular function: nucleic acid binding; endonuclease activity. The transcript is spliced from 9 exons. The record is from RefSeq and is a predicted model, not a curated record. Bases 204 to 1100 code for a protein of 298 amino acids. Gene Ontology annotation, biological process: DNA catabolic process. Lineage: Eukaryota; Viridiplantae; Streptophyta; Magnoliopsida; Malpighiales; Euphorbiaceae.
ACAAGAUUUCACUUGUGGAGUUUAUGUAGGUGCGUAAGUUGGUUAGACUUUACUACAAGUAAAGGGCCAGUGGAGGAGCUUAUGAUUCACUCGAGCUGCUCCUUUUGCCUUGAAAUAUGCAGUUUUUUGUCCUUUCCCGAUCUUCCGUUUUCUAAGAAACUUUGUAAAAAUUGGCACUUUAUUGAUUGAUUGAUUCUACACUAAUGGGUAAUGGGUUAAGUCUGUUAUGGGUUGGGAGAGUGCUUGUUCUUCUCCAAUUCGUUAGUGGAAUUCUUGGUUGGGGAAAGGAAGGACAUUAUGCUACUUGCAAAAUAGCAGAGGGUUAUUUAACCGAAGAUGCACUAGCUGCAGUCAAGUACUUGCUUCCUGAUUCUGCUGAAGGUGACUUUGCAGCUGUUUGCCCUUGGGCUGACCAGGUUCGGUUCCAUUAUCACUGGAGUAGUGCUUUACACUUUGUUGAUACACCAGAUUUCAAGUGCAACUAUGAAUAUUGUAGGGAUUGUCAUGACUCUGCUGGACAUAAAGACAGAUGCGUAACUGCAGCAAUUUUCAACUACACGAACCAACUUACAUCAGCUUAUCAGAAUUUCAAUUCAGGGUUUAAUUACAAUCUAACAGAGGCACUAAUGUUCUUAUCUCAUUUUAUUGGGGAUGUCCAUCAGCCCCUUCAUGUUGGCUUCACUGGAGAUUUGGGCGGAAACAGGAUAAUAGUCCACUGGUACCGUAGGAAGACAAAUCUUCACCAUGUAUGGGAUGACAUGAUUAUUGAUUCAGCCCUCAAGAAAUUCUAUGGUUCAGAUCUUGCAAUCAUGAUACAAGCCAUUCAGAAUAACAUGACGGAAGGUUGGUCCAAUCAACUACCCUUGUGGGAAUAUUGUCAAAAUAACCGCACAGUUUGUCCAAACCUGUAUGCUUCUGAAAGCAUUAGUUUGGCAUGCAAGUUUGCAUACAAGAAUGCCACACCAGGAAGCACUCUGGAAGAUGAUUACUUUCUCUCUCGGUUGCCUAUUGUGGAAAAAAGGCUUGCCCAAGGUGGCAUCCGCUUAGCUGCUACUCUCAACCGCAUUUUUUCUCCUCAAAGCAAAAUUGCUCAAGAAUGAAAGUCAAAAACAGAUUGAGAAGCAUCUUCAGUGCAUAACACAGAGGCGGGACCACAACUGUAUAUAUAGAUAACUUUCCAUUCAAAACACCUCAUGUACCUACCUUAUUUAUUAUCUUUCCCCCGUUUCCCAAUUCUCUUAAGCAUUGUGUAACAAUUAUACUGUAUUAGUUAACUGUUGACUUCAUUUUUAUAUUGUUGUUGGGAUAACUUGUGCCUGACAGAAUAUGCUUGCUUGCUGAAAAAUGUCAACUUUAAGGACACUCAAAGGAAGUUAAUACUUGUACUCCAUGAGAACCUAUUGCUUGUUGCAUAUAUGUAUAUCGUCUUGGCUGUCUGACUAA